Molecule: messenger RNA, 3117 nt
Organism: Anneissia japonica
Lineage: Eukaryota; Metazoa; Echinodermata; Crinoidea; Comatulida; Comatulidae
Product: ribulose-phosphate 3-epimerase-like
Exons: 7
Coding region: 26-721 (231 amino acids)
Biological process (GO): carbohydrate metabolic process; pentose-phosphate shunt; pentose-phosphate shunt, non-oxidative branch
Cellular component (GO): cytosol
Molecular function (GO): D-ribulose-phosphate 3-epimerase activity; metal ion binding
Source: RefSeq, a predicted model, not a curated record
UUGAGGACGAAAACACUACAGAAUCAUGGCAUGUCAAUCAGAUUACACAUGCAAAAUUGGACCAUCUAUAUUGAACUCUGACCUGUCAAUUCUUGCCAGCGAGUGUCAGAGAAUGCUCGACAGUGGUGCUGACUUUUUACACUUGGACGUUAUGGAUGGUCACUUUGUUCCUAAUCUUACAUUUGGUCACCCUGUAGUGAAGUGCCUACGCAAGAAGAUAACAUCUGCAUUUUUCGAUAUGCACAUGAUGGUGGCUAAUCCAGAGCGUUGGAUCCAAAAUAUGGCAGAUGCAGGUGCCAAUCAGUACACAUUUCAUAUCGAAGCCACAGAGGAUCCAGGGCAGUGCAUACGUAAAGUACGAGAAGCUGGAAUGAAGGUAGGAAUUGGCAUCAAGCCAGGUACGUCAGUUGAUGUGGUAAUGCCGUACGUGGAGGAUGUUGACAUGGUGUUGGUGAUGACGGUAGAACCUGGCUUUGGAGGGCAGAAGUUCAUGGAAGAUAUGAUGCCAAAGGUUAAAGCACUACGGGCCAAAUUCAGGUCGCUAGAUAUAGAAGUUGAUGGUGGACUUAGUCCAACUACUAUUGACAAAGCUGCUGAGGCUGGUGCAAAUAUGAUAGUUUCUGGAAGUGCUGUUGUCGGCAGCGACGACCCUCGGCUUGUUAUCAACAAGAUGAGGAACUGCGUUCAAGAUGUAAUCCAACGAUCACAGGUCGAGAGAUAAUAAUGUGAAGAAUACUUGACUUCACAAUAUUCAUUAUUGAAAAAUGUAGCAGGAUCUGGUGAGUGUACAGUAUUACCGUAGAUUGCUGAUCAGUCAUGUGACCCAUUGUAGAAUACGAGAAUAAUAAAUGAUGUAGUGAAUGGUAUAAAUAUAUCUUGACAAAAGAUCAUGACAGUGGUUGUUAAAUAUGCAAGAAGCCUCAAAUCAUUAACUUAACUAAUAGUGUUGAUGAAUUGUUGGAUUCUGAUUAAACUAUAUUGAAUACUAAAAAUUGUGUUAGAAAGCUUUCUCUCAAAGUGGCAUUCACACAACUAAGGCCCUAUUUAUGGUAAAAGGUGUAAUUCCACAAAAUUUCAAUUCCUGUUAACACACACACACAGUUAACACAUAGGCCUAUGUAGAAAUUUUUACUGCUGGAUUGUUUCAUAUUUGUUAGAUAUUUUUUAUGCGAAUUAUGCUGGCCCAUUAGCUUUAUCCGUUGCCUCUGGGUGGGCAAGACGCUUAACUUUCAAUUCCAGGGUGCUGGGUUUAUUUGUUGUGACAAUAUUAUUGUUCCUCAUGACUAAAUCUGAAAACAAACUGCACUCCCUAAAGCUGCAAUAAGUGACUGAACAGGAUAAUUACUACAGUAUUAAGAUUUUAAGUGUAAAUAGGAUGCUUCUCUCAGAGCAAGGACGGCUCUUAAAUGUUCAUUGUUCUGUAUAUUCCACACGUACAGUACAAUCUAAAGUGUCAGAAGGCAUUUUUGGCAAAAAUUUUUGAGAAUGAGCUGUAUCACAGUCAAUUACAGGGGAAGUUUACCCCUCCUAGGUUUGCUGCUGCCAUCUUUUAUUUUUUAACAAAAAUAGUACAAAAUAUAGUAGCAUACAUAUAUUGCCAACAGAUGCAAUGAUUAUGUUUAAAUAACAUAGAACAAACGUUGCUCCGAAUAAAGAAAGGCCAUGAUACAUAUAUUAAAUUUACAAUAUUUCUUUAGAGCAUACUCAACACACAUAAUUGUAUUAGGCCUACUAUCUGGGCCUAUAUGAAAUCUGUGCCCCCUUGUUUCAAACAAUUUUGGAUCUGCCCCUGCAAAAGGCAUAGAAGGAUGUAUGUUGGAUCAACACAAAAUUUGUGAUGUAAACAUCAUUAUGGAGUUUUAAAUUUCUUUGCUUUCACUCAGCAAAACCAACAUAUAUGUAGUAUGAAUGUAUGAACAAAACUAACAAGGUCAUAUGCAUAAAGAAAUAUGGAAUACAGUACAACAGUGGUUCGCAAACUGUCUAUUUUCAAAUAAAUAUGAGGGUUGGAGAUUAUUUUUAUUUUAAUUUUUUAUCAUGCCAAAAUGUGCUGUAGCAAAUACAAAACAUUCUAAGUAUUAAUUAAACAUUUUACUUCAGUUGUGUUCACCAUUUUUUAAUGACCAAUUUCCCACCAUGGUUGGGGCUGAGGUGCGAAAAUUUUGAAAAUAUAGACCUCUAGGUGCCCAGAAAUUGCACUCUUGUAUCUUAAAAAUCUUACUGAUAAUUCAUAUCAACAAUACAACAAAUAUUUUUCUUAAUACAAUUUAAGGAAGUGUGCAGUCCAUAGGCUUAGCCAGCGAGCCGUCGGGCUAUCUUUUGGACGGCCUAAAAUUAUUUAGGACAGCCACUUUUAAGGAGAUGGCUUGGCCUAAUCAGCUCAGCCUAGCCUAAUUGGGCCUGGUCUACCUUUAGCAAAUUCUUUAUAUUCUUCAAAUCUAUCGAAUGUUACAUUAAACUAAAGCUAAAUCGUAAUUACGUUUGCUAAAAACAACAUUUGUUGUUUUCGUACCCAAUAUUCGGUAGGGAUUCUCAUGGGUUAGCCACAAGUGGGCGUGGCCCACCCAUCGGCUCAGUGCCACGCCCACUGGCUUCCAUUUUGGACAGCCUAUAUCGUUUUUCUGGCUAAACCCCUCCCCACUUGCAUCCACCCCAGUAUUUUGAGUACCUUUUUUUUUAACAUCCCGAAUAUGGAUCUGUGAAUUGCAUGGACGUUUGUUUGGGUCAUAAGCCAAAAAGUUUGAGAACCAGUGAAAUAGUAUUCAGUACUACAUUUAAAAUACUCAAUUAUAGAAACCACCAUUUGAUAUGUAAAAUAUUCAUGUUUAUUCAAAGCAAAAUAAUUACAUAUGAAAAUGAUAAAACUGUUAAAUUUACAAACAGCACUUGACUACAUGUUAUUACAAUGAUGCUUCAUUAUAUUCCAACAACAGCUAUCAAUCAAUCUUAAUUUUUAUGUGUUACAAAAUAUACAGUAUUUAAUAAUCUUCACAGAUUCUACCUUUGCCUUGACUCAACUGGUUUUUGUCCUUAGAUCUGUGCAAAUAUUACUCAUAUAUUUUGACAUGUUCAGGUUUACUGUAGUAUGAAUAUAAGAAUAAAUAUUUUCAUACCAAA